AUGACGCCGACGACGACCCCGGACGAGGAGACGAGGAGGAAGCCUCCGCCGGCGGGGUUCAAGGAGGAGCUUCCCGAGCGCGUCAUCGCGGCGUCGCGCCGCCCCGACGGAUCGAUGCGCAAGGAGAUACGCGUGCGCGCGGGGUACGUGAACCAGGACGAGGUGCGGCGGUACGUCGUCAGAGGCGCGAGGGGUCGCGGCGACGCCGCGGGCGGCGGCGGCGGCGGCGGAGGGGGAGCGGGCGGCGUUCCCGGAGCGUUCGCGGAGGAGGCGAAGAGCGACGCCGCGAGGAAGAACGCGAGGAAGAAGGCGGCGAAGAAAGAGAAGGAGAAAGAGAAAGAGAAGGACGCGAGAGCGAAGUCGGGCGAGGGAGGAGACGAAGAGAAGAAGACGAAGACGACCCCCCCUGCCGCCGCCGCCGCCGCCGCCGCCGCGCCCGAGGACGAGGACCCGGCGCGCGCGCUCUCGAAACGCGCGCGCGCGGCGAAGAAAAAGGUCAGGGCUUGCGAGGACCUCGCCGCGAGAGCGCGCGACGGCGCGGAUCUGGACGACGACCAGAGAGCGAAGCUGGAGAAGAUGGCCGCGUUCGCCGCGGAGGCGGAGGCGCUCGAGCGACAGCUGGCGGCGCUCUCCACCGGCGGCGGCCGCGACGCGACGACCGGCGCCGGCGCGACGCUCGCGCGCCCCUAG
Molecule: messenger RNA, 690 nt
Organism: Micromonas pusilla CCMP1545
Lineage: Eukaryota; Viridiplantae; Chlorophyta; Mamiellophyceae; Mamiellales; Mamiellaceae
Gene: PYM1
Product: exon junction complex protein
Exons: 1
Coding region: 1-690 (229 amino acids)
Biological process (GO): exon-exon junction complex disassembly
Cellular component (GO): cytoplasm; exon-exon junction complex
Molecular function (GO): RNA binding
Source: RefSeq, a predicted model, not a curated record